GCUGAUAGCAAAUCCAAAGGUGGUUCUGGAAAAUCAGAUGAUGAACGUAUUGGAAAAUUAAAGGAUCACACUCCAAAAAGUAGUGGUAAAUCGGUUGAUGUUGCUCAGAAGACAUCCAGUAAAUCGAAGAACAAUGAUACCCAGACGCCUAAAAGCACCAAAUCCAAGGAAGAUGACAGCACCGCACAAAAAGCUUCCACCAAGUCCAAGCAAGACACACAGAAGGCUGGGAAGUCAAAUCAGAGCACAUUAAAGACUGCCUCCGUUUCCAAAGGUAAAUCGUCUGCUAGCAGCGGGAAAGCAAACGCCAACGGUACAGGCAAGGCAAAAGCAGCUUCAAAACCGACUAAAGAAGAUGAGGAUAUGAAGGAAGCCUCAAGUGAUUCUGAGAAAGCGCCAGAAAGCACACCAAAGGGGAAGUCCCCAACUUUAGCCAAGGUACUUGCAAGCGAGACCAAGUCUGGUAAGAAGCGGCGAAGAGGAAGCAAAAGUUAAUCGUCUAGUCUCGCCUGUGACUGUGAGUUAGUUUUUCCAUCAUUAUUGGAAUGAUUCCCAGAUUUGUGGCUAGAAUUGUUAUAUUUGCGUUCGAUAGGGGUAACGUAGUUUUCUGUUUAUGUCGAUGUUCUAGACGGAAUUAAUGGCAGACGGUAGAGAAACGUUCGAGCUAGUUCCAUUUCAUCUUCCUCUACUGACCGUCUCAUCUUUUAAUCGCUUUUUUAAGCUUCCGUUGGCGAGCUCCAGCCUCCAUUGCUGGUCAGAGUUUGAUGUUGGUCUGAGAUUUUGUGGUUUUAUUUGUAAAUUAUGAUGGCCAAUCCAAUUCGCCUAGUAGUAUUCGUCGGAUGUUGGUUUAGGCAGAGUUUCUGCA
Molecule: messenger RNA, 865 nt
Organism: Malus domestica (apple)
Lineage: Eukaryota; Viridiplantae; Streptophyta; Magnoliopsida; Rosales; Rosaceae
Source: RefSeq, a predicted model, not a curated record